Adelges cooleyi (spruce gall adelgid) is the source of this 1589-nucleotide messenger RNA. It is a transcript of the gene Zpr1, whose product is annotated as zinc finger protein ZPR1. The record is from RefSeq and is a predicted model, not a curated record. Gene Ontology annotation, cellular component: nucleus; cytoplasm. Gene Ontology annotation, molecular function: zinc ion binding. Bases 191 to 1528 code for a protein of 445 amino acids. The transcript has 6 exons. NCBI's taxonomy places the organism in Eukaryota, Metazoa, Arthropoda, Insecta, Hemiptera, Adelgidae.
GCAUACGGCGUAACCAUUCUAUCUAUAAUCGUAGGCACCGGGUGGUGAUCUUUUAUCACACUCGUGAUUUCCUUCUCUUUUAUUUUCUCAUUCUUGAUUCUAAUUUCUACCCAGUACCUAAGAAGUAACGUAUACGAAAAUACAAUUUACAACGAUACACGUUGAAUUUCGUUAACAAAUUAUUAAUAAAAUGACUGAAAGUGAAACUGGUAACUCUGAAAGUCCAUUUCAGGACUUGGACGUUGACCGAUUAGAAGUUAAUGUAAUUGAGAGCUUGUGUUUUGAGUGUGGAAAAAAUGGAAUUACAAGAUUGUUACUGACACGCAUACCAUUCUAUAAGGAAUUGGUAAUAUCUUCAUUUGAGUGCCCUCACUGUGGCUAUAAAAACAAUCAACUGGACCCAGCUAUUGAGAUCAAACCUCAAGGUGUACGUUUAACUUUGAGCGUAGAGGAAAAAGCUGAUUUGGAUAGGUAUGUGAUUACCACAGACUAUACAUGUGUACGGGUGCCUCAACUAGAAUUUGAAAUCCCAUCAAUGUCACAAAAAGCACAAGUUACUACUGUUGAAGGUGUUAUAGACAAGACAGUUGUAAAUUUAAGCCAUCAAAAAGAUCAGCUGUUUGAAACAAAUGCUGAAUUUGCUUCAAAGAUUGAUGAAGUUAUUAAUGGUUUGAAUAGUAUUAAAAGUCUUAACAAACCUGUUAUAAUGAGUUUUGAAGAUGCUACUGGUAACUUGUUUAUUUCAAAUCCAAAUGCACCUCAAGCUGAUCCUAGAAUGCAUUCGAUCGCCUUUACUCGCAAUAAUGAACAAAACACAAUGAUUGGCUUAGCUGCAGAAAAUACUCAAGAUUCUAUGAUUAAACCAUUGGGUAGUUUUAAUGAUGAGGCUGUCAAUAAUAUUAACGAUGAGGUUGUACAAUUUAACGGCCCGUGCCCAAAUUGUACGCAGAUGUGUGAUACAAAUAUGAAAGUAACAGACAUUCCAUAUUUUAAACAAGUUGUAAUAAUGGCAACAAAUUGCGACCAAUGUGGCUAUAGAACUAAUGAAGUAAAACCUGGUGGUGGUAUAGAAGAUCAAGGUGUUUUAAUCAAGGUUAAAGUUACAGCCCCAGAAGAUUUAAACCGGGAUAUUCUUAAGUCAGAAACUUGCGAUCUUCUAAUUCCAGAUUUGGAGUUUGAAGCUGGUGCACUAUCAUUAAGUGGCCGCUUUACUACUAUUGAAGGACUACUAACUUCUUUACAAGACCAAUUGAGUAAGACGGCUUCUACUUUCUAUAAAGGUGAUAGUCAGACUGGGGAAGUAGCUUUAAACACAGAAGUUUUUUUAGACAAAUUAGAAAAAAUUAAAAAAUGUGAAAUGCCUGUAGACAUAUUACUCAGAGAUCCAGCUGGAAAUAGUUAUGUUCAGAGUCUAACACCUCCGACUUUGGAUCCAAAGCUGACUAUCACAAAAUUCGAUAGAACUGAAGAGCAAAAUGAAGAACUUGGAUUAAAUGAUAUGAAGGUAGAUGGAUAUGGGGAAAAAUAAUUGUACUUAUGUAAUAACAAUAAUUAUUGAAGAAUAAAAUAUAUAGAUUAUUAUAAAAAUA